Molecule: messenger RNA, 3849 nt
Organism: Malaclemys terrapin pileata
Lineage: Eukaryota; Metazoa; Chordata; Testudines; Emydidae
Gene: S1PR3
Product: sphingosine-1-phosphate receptor 3
Exons: 2
Coding region: 1176-2318 (380 amino acids)
Biological process (GO): G protein-coupled receptor signaling pathway
Cellular component (GO): membrane
Molecular function (GO): sphingosine-1-phosphate receptor activity
Source: RefSeq, a predicted model, not a curated record
GUUCACUGCUUCAAGGCAGUCAUCCUCCUUUACACCUAUUGUUCCCAUUCCUGUCACUACCUUUUCCUGCAGGCAUCUGUAUCAGAGAUUGGUAGUGACAGCAGUAAGGUCAUAGAGACAGCAGCCAGCCAGCCUCAGUCCUCGCCACAAGAGCACAAUAUAGAGAGAUACCUGAGAAAAGGACUAGAAAUGGGAUUUGGAAGAAAAGGGGGGGAGGAGGGAGGUGAAGAAAAGAGGAGAGGAAGGGCAGAGGAGGGAAAUUGAGAGGGAGAAAGAAGUGGAGGGUAAGGGUGGGAGGAAAUCGGAAAUGAGAAUAAAAAGACCAGCCUAGGAAGAAAGAGUCAAGGGGAAAGGCUAGGAUCAGGGAAUGAAAGGCUGGCAGAAAGAGAAAGAGGAGGGAUGAGGUGGAGUGGAAAAGAGAGGCAGGGAUGGAGGGAGGAUAGGGGAAUCGAAUAAUGGCAAGAGGUGAAAGGCUCAGGUAGGAGUGGGCCACAGGACGUAGAAGGAGCAGAGAGGAAGGGGACGGACAGAGGCUGAGAGGGACAAAAGGGAGUGGAAGGACCAGAGAGCCGGGAAUGGGAGGAGGGCGACACAGAGGGGAGGCACUGUGAAGCGGGACAGUGCGCUGCGGCUCCUCCCAGGCAGCCCGGGAAGUUUGCAGAGCAUCCCUGAGACACUGCAGAGCGCUGACUCGCUGCAGGGGAGAGAGAGUCACACGGUGCGGCUGGGGGAAGGUUCAGCUGGAAUUGACGCGUUUGCUGUCUGGUCCCUGCUUGGCCCGGAACAGAGUCGGUGAGUGGAGAAAGCUGGGAGCCAAAAAGAAGCAGCUUCGGGGGCAUUUGCCUCAGACCAGUGCAGCUGCAGGCGCGCCGGACCCGUCACUCACACCCAGAGGACUAGGAGGACACCCACAGAGACACCCCAUCUUCUCCAGGAUGCUGGGUCCCCGAAUGCUCCCGAGCGGCAGAGGCGAGCUGAGAGUGUGCAGGCAAUAGCUCGGGUGUAGAACGUUCUUGGUUUCGCUGCCACUGCUGGAUGUUGACAUGCAACAACUACCGAAGCCUGGGGCAUCUUUAAACGACUCAGCAAACUGCGUUAGGGAAUGUGACUUGAGCUCCCUCUUGUGGAAAGAUAUUGGAAUUAAACUUUCAUGAUUUUAAAAAACAACACAAAUUAUGGCAACAGUUACCAUGCCAUUUGUUGCUACGUUCACCCCUCCAGAAAAUGAAGAAUCUGACUCUCUAAUCGUGCUACAUUAUAAUUAUACAGGGAAACUUAUUCUAAAAGAAAAGGCAACUGAUCACAUAGGGUUAACAACUGUUUCAUUUCUGAUCAUAUGUAGUUUCAUAGUCCUGGAAAACUUGAUGGUGUUGAUUGCCAUAUGGAAAAAUAACAAAUUUCACAACCGUAUGUACUUUUUUAUUGGCAAUCUAGCUCUCUGUGAUCUGUUGGCUGGAAUUGUUUACAUAGUAAACAUUCUUAUGUCUGGAAAAAGAACUCUGAGCCUGUCCUACACACUAUGGUUUAUUAGGGAAGGAAGUAUGUUUGCUGCCCUAGGAGCUUCCACUUUAAGCUUAUUAGCCAUAGCCAUUGAGAGACAUUUAACUAUGAUUAAAAUGAGGCCUUAUGAUGCAAAUAAAAAGUACAGAGUCUUCCUUCUUAUUGGAACAUGUUGGCUUAUCUCGAUUUCCCUGGGUGCCUUACCAAUCCUCGGCUGGAACUGUAUCAACAAUUUACCAGACUGCUCAACAAUUUUGCCUCUUUAUUCCAAGAAAUAUGUUGUAUUUUGCAUAAGUAUCUUCAUAGCCAUUUUGGUGGCAAUUGUUAUCCUUUAUGCACGUAUUUACAUACUGGUAAAAUCCAGUAGCCGUAAUGUCACUAAUCAUAGUAACUCAGAGAGAUCUAUGGCACUACUUAGGACAGUUGUUAUUGUAGUUGGUGUUUUCAUUGCCUGUUGGUCUCCAUUAUUUAUUCUGUUGCUUAUAGAUGUAGCCUGCAGAGUAAAAGAGUGUGCCAUUUUAUACAAGGCUGACUGGUUCAUUGCUUUGGCUGUCCUCAAUUCUGCAAUGAAUCCCAUCAUCUAUACGUUAGCCAGCAAGGAAAUGCGUCGGGCUUUCUUUCGCCUUGUUUGUGGCUGUCUAGUGAAGACCAAUGUGUCUAGAUCUUUGCCUAUUCAGCCCACUCCAGAUCAAAGCCGAAGUAAGUCUAGCAGCAGUAAUGCACAGAAACCAAAGGAUGAUUUCCCACAGAUUAGUGUUCCCUCAAGUAUAACUGAAAAAGAUAAAUCACCAUUUCAGAAUGGAAACUUGUGCAAAUGAAGGAUUCAGCAAGUCAAGGACUCGUCUAUGGCUUUUUAGGAUUCAAUUACAAACUUUCAUUUUUCAUGCACUUAAAUCAUAACUUAAAUCAUAGGGGAAAAUACUAACCACUUAUUUAACUGAGUGUCUAUUUAUCACAUGACUUGUUUUGGUUUGGGUUUUAAUUCUGUAAAAGAUCUGACUCAGGAAAGCUUUUUCUACUACCCAACAGUCUGCCCAAAAUUCUUGUGUAUCAUUAUUACAUGUAUGACAUCAGUGUAUUUGGUAAAGACUGAUCUUAUAGUACAUCUACAUCACCUACAAGAAAGGUCAGCUAUUAUACAUAUCCUACUAUCCUGUUUAUUGUUAAUUGGGACAAAAGUUACUUACAUUAUACAAAGUGCAUUAUAUUUCUCUAUACAUAUCUUGCUAUUAUGUUAAUAGCCUUACAUGUAUGUGAUAUAAAUAACUGUAUAUUUGUACAUUUCUUUAUUAAAUAGUAAUUGUAUGGCAAAACUUUGUAUUAUGCUACGCAUAGUAUUACAGUAUAUAAUGCAAUAAUACAGAUUAUACAAAUAUGUAGAAAUUUCAAAUAGUAUGUUUGAAAAUGUAUGAAGUAGUAAUCCUGAACUGAGCAGCUGAAGAUGCUAUGUCUACUCAGUAGGUUUUCUUGCAACCAGUAACCACAGAUUGCUCAUGUUUGCAUAGUAACAGUAUGAUCACUAGGGCUGUGGCCAAAUUUUUUUAGUUUAUUUUAAGCAAACUGUAGCAAAUAACCAUUGACAGUGAGUAUAUAUGUUUGUUAUUCAAGGUAGUUAAAAUGUGAUCUAACAAUUCACACAUAUAUCAAGUGUAGGUACUUUUUCAAUGCAUGUAUUUUUACUUACAUUUUAAAUACUGUAUAUUGCAAACAGUAUGUUAAUCUGUGAAAGUCUCUACAAAGUGGCAUUCUUCCACAGUUAAAGCAGGCUUCCUUUUAAAAGGCAAUGGACCAUGACAAAAUACUUUCAGAACCUCUAGAGUUCCAUCCAGGAGCUAGUACAGCGUGAAGCUAUAUUAACAGCUUCUAGGGACAGAUCCAGCUCAUGCAGAACUGUUCGUUUGGCGUCAUGCUGUACAAGAGAAGGGAUAUCAGAGUUUGUUCCUCUGGAUGUGGGAUGACUGCCCAUGAGUCCACUGGGGACCAGUCCCUCUGCACCCAUCUUGGCACCCCAAAUCUAUCCCCUCUGAGGACUUUGUGGACUUUUACUGCCCCGCUGUCCCCUUCCAAAUGCAUUCUCUCAAGAGGAGAUAGUCUGGUCCAUUGUGAUUAACAGCUCAUAAAUAUAUGGGCCCAGAGCCUCAGCUGGUCUAAAUCAGCAUAGAUUGCUUGAAGUCAGUGCAGCAUGCCUGAUUCAUAAAUGAAUUGUGUUUUAAGGCUAGGAUUUUUCAAAGGGACCUAUGUGAAUUAGUGCUCGAAUUAGCUCCCAUUGACUUUCAAUAAAAAGAAGAACAGGAGUACUUGUGGCACCUUAGAGACUAACAAAUUUAUUAGAGCAUAAGCUUUCGUGGA